UAGACACUUAGCUGAGCUUUAUAUAGUUUGUGGUUAAAGCUCAAUGCUAACUUCAAGAUGAAGAAUUUUUAAACGUAAACUUCAGUGUGAUAAACAUUUCUGCUUAACCACAUGGUUGCACCGGAUUAAAUGUUUUACGGAGUUUAAACUUUUAUGUCAUUUAUAAUCUACAUUUGUUAAAAAUGAAUCAUCAAAAUCAAUUUGAUAUUUACGUUGGUGGUAAUACUGGCGUUUUUAAAGGUGUAAAAGUACAUAAAAAUAAUUAUGUGAUAGAAAAUAUACAAAACUUGGUAUCUAUAACAGAUAAUGAUGAGAUCACAACAAUGUCAUGGGGUAAUGAUGAGGAGAAAGAAAUUUUGAUCGCGUGUGGAAUGAAACAGAUUAGGAGUAUAAAAGUUUAUGAUAUAGAGUGUGCAUCGUUUACAUGUUCCUUUCUUUGCAAUAUUGGAUCAGGAAAAAUAAAUGGUAUAUCAAGAUACGAUGAAGCAAUCUUAACUGCAAUUCAAUCUGGAGAAGUAAAGCUCUGGCGUUUUGAAGAAGAAAAUGGAAUUUUAAUAAAUGCUGGUGAAAAUUUAGACAGAAUGCGUCAUUGUAAAGCAAGAAAAAAUAUAAUUGCUACUGGAGGCAAGGAACAUCCAUUAAAACUAUUCGAUUUAGAAAAACAGGAGAAAGUGUUUGUUGCAAAAAAUGUACCUAAUGAUUGGUUGGAAAUGAGGGUGCCGAUUUGGAUUUCUGAUAUUGAUUUCCUUCCUAAUACAGAACAAAUUGUUUCUGUUGGCCGAUAUGGACAUAUACAAUUACAUGACCAAAAAGCACAGAGGAGGCCUGUUAUAAAUUUAGAAGUUAAAGAUGAACCAUGGACAACUUUAGCUGUUACACCAAGAGAGAAGCAAAUUAUAGUAGGAUCUGGUAAAGGUAGAAUGAACCUCAUAGAUUUGAGAAAACCAGCAAAAGUACUGAAUACGUAUAAAGGAUUUGUUGGUGGAGUGACUGGUAUAUCUUGCAGUACAAGUGAACCUUACAUUGUUAGUGUUAGCUUAGACAGAUUCUUACGAAUUCAUCACAUAAAUACAAAGAAAUUAAUAAAAAAGAUUUAUUUAACAUCAAGGAUGUCAUGCAUGUUGUUGCAUGCAGGUUUUUCCUUGUCUGCCGAAAAUGAAGAGAACGGAAAUUGUGUACAAUCAUAUACUGCUAAUAAUAACAAAAGUAACGUUGCUAAUGGAGAAAGUAAGCAAACAGUUUUGGACAGUGAUUCCGAAUACGACAUGAUAUUCGAAAAUAUGCAAGUGAUCAAUAAUGAAGCGGAUAAAAAAUCAAUUAAAAGGAAACAAAAGGUUUCUUCAGUCAAAAAAACGGUGCGUUGCAAGUCUGCUUCGAGAAAACAGGACAAACCGGAGCAAACACCUAAGAAAAUAAAAUCCACCGUCUUAUAGUCGUAUAAAUAAAGUGCAAAAAAUAAAUAAUAGUUUUAUAUUUUUACAAUAUAAAUGUUUCAAAAUUCGAAUAAAUAUGUAAUUGAAUGUAGAAAGACAAACAAGGAUAAAAAUGGGAAGACAUACAGAAAUCAAUAGAAAUGUAAAAAUAA
Messenger RNA from Nomia melanderi (Alkali bee), 1585 nucleotides. RefSeq names its product WD repeat domain 74 lethal (2) k09848. Gene Ontology annotation, cellular component: preribosome, large subunit precursor; nucleolus. The record is from RefSeq and is a predicted model, not a curated record. Gene Ontology annotation, biological process: ribosomal large subunit biogenesis. Gene Ontology annotation, molecular function: protein binding. NCBI's taxonomy places the organism in Eukaryota, Metazoa, Arthropoda, Insecta, Hymenoptera, Halictidae.